This is a messenger RNA of Diaporthe amygdali, 4986 nucleotides long. RefSeq lists its product as uncharacterized. The coding region runs from base 1 to 4986 and encodes 1661 amino acids. Gene Ontology annotation, molecular function: phosphorelay sensor kinase activity. The transcript has 5 exons. NCBI's taxonomy places the organism in Eukaryota, Fungi, Ascomycota, Sordariomycetes, Diaporthales, Diaporthaceae. The record is from RefSeq and is a predicted model, not a curated record. Gene Ontology annotation, biological process: phosphorylation; phosphorelay signal transduction system.
AUGCGCGUCUGUUUCUCAGCCGCCCAGCUUUCCAGUCCCUCCAGCCCGUCUGGCCUGCCCGCUGUCUGCUUGAUUGAGCUCCUCGGCAGUCUCGUCUUGUCUCGUGCUGUGUCAUCGCCUCAACGGCUCUGCACUCUAACCCCAAUCUGGGGACGAUCCCUUGUCCUCGCUCACCCGAGACCAUCAUUCUCGCAGUCCAGUCACUUGAAGUGCCUGUUUGCGGCCUUCGCGCUCUUUGCAAAGCGGCCUGGAGGGCCCGUGAAGCUGCACAUCAUCGACGCUGGCUUCCUGGGUGUCCCCAAGUCCAUCAUUUGUUAUCUCCAGACGACUCGUCCUUCUCCCGAAGGCCCCGUCCCUCUGCUUUCGCCUUCCCUCCGCCUGGGGAUGGCCUGGAUAUCAGCUCUUCCAAGUCCUCCUUCGGUUUCUUCUCCUUCCUUCAUGACUCUGGAACCAAACACCUCACUACGUAAGUCUGCUUUGGCUAUCGACAACCAGGCGGAUCGGCCGACCGUCGCCUCUACCACUGCACCGCACAACCACUUGUCUAGAUCCUUCUCGUCGAAUUCCAGACUACCCGCGAUACCCCCUGGGCCUGUGACCGGCAUUCUGGCCACGCCUCCGCACCCAUAUCCACAACAACCACCGCUGGGUGCAAGUCGAAGUUGUCACCCCUCGGAGGAGGCUAUCAGACUUGCUGCCCAGCUGGUUACAGGGCGUGGUUUUGACAUCAGCCGAUAUGGUCUGACAGCUGCCACCGCCGCUGUUCGUGAUCAUUCGGGCGUGGAUGUUGUUGCUUCCUCUGUCAACGGCCUUCCUUCACCAUCUUUUACCUUGGCCGCUCCUCCCUUCCGUAAACCGGCGCACACGUGGAAACCGCCCGAUAGUCAAGGCUUCGUCCGGCCAAGCAUAAAGCCGCGUUCGGCAAAACGGCCACUUGAACAAGGCAGUGUCGACAACGCUUUUAUCGUCCCAGCAGCGAAGAAGCCGCGCCGGCUUCCUCCAGGCAGUCUUGACCUCCCCAAGGUUGCUCCGCCUCGAACCCCCGAGGACCUGCCCCUGUCCAACGGUGUAUCGCCAUUAUUCUUUUCUUCUAACUCGUCGACGAAGCACAUGACGGGCCGGCCACCGAGCUUCUCCACUCCGGAGCCCUCCGUUGCCAUGCUAAACCGCCUGCGCGAUGACCAAGGUACUGUCAGGACUGUCAGGCUUCCCAGGGGCCAAGUCAGCGCCGUGAGUCCCGCGAGAGGUCAAAGCAUGAGCACUCCCGGCAGCGGUGGGUCCACAGAGAGUCAGUCCUCGAGGGGCCUGGACAGCCGCUUAAUGUCAUCUGAGCUACAGGACCUUCAAGGCGUAGGCGUGAUUGAGCUACUGGAUCAUGAUGAACGACCAACAUUUAUUAUCGACUUGAUGGAUGCGUCGAAUUUCGGCCCGGGCCCCUUGAAGAUAGCCUGGCGGAAUGCAUCACUGAGGGCGGCCACUGGGGUAAACGAGCUAAUAUCCAGAAGCCCAGAGGGCAGCAUUGAGUUCUCCCGGUUCAAAGCAUGGGCCGUCAGCUUUGUAAAAGAAAAGAGAUCCAUGGAUGUAUGCUUGCCGUCUCUAUCAUAUGGAGGCAUUAGCUGGACAUGCUCGACCUUGAGAAACCGUUUCCGCUUCGUCAGUGGCAACAGUGCCGCGGUAUCAAUCACGCCCACUUCGCCCGCUCCCAUCGCGCGCGCAUCGUCGAUUCUCGAACAACGGUCUCAAGGGCCGACACCUUUCCGAGAAUCCCAGACCCCUGGCCGAGAAAGAGCCCUCAGUGACCUUGAUUACUUUGGUGAUGCCGACCCGGAGCAGGGUUUGGCUGCUGCACGCCGUGCGCACUCAGAGCCUAGGGAUUUGAGGGAUUUGCGUCCGGACACACCUGUCUUGCCAGACGAUGCCGCAGACAUGGACGAUCCGCUUGCUGCUCUCGAGCAGGCGUCAUUUGACUGGACCAGGAUCGUCGAUACAAGCAGCAUGCCACCGCACUUACAAUUCGCCCGAUCAAGGAACUGGGAGGCCACCCCUCUCGGGCCCAUUGAGUCAUGGCCGGCAGAUCUGCGAAUUAUGUCAAACAUGAUCAUGGGCAGCCCACACCCUGCUGCUAUGUACUGGGGAACCGACUACACGGCGAUCUACAACGAGGCGUACAUCGAUCUGGCAGGUAACAAGCACCCCAAGUUGAUGGGACAAAGUUACAAGGAGGCUUGGGCGGAGAUUUGGGACGAGAUUAAGCCAGUCUUUGACGCUGCAUGGAACCAUGGCCAGGCGACGAUGAAACACGACGAUCGGCUCUUCUUGAACCGGAACGGCUUCCUGGAGGAAACUUUCUUCAACUGGUCUAUCGUGCCACUUCUCGGCGGCGAUGGGUCUGUAGUAGCGCUGUACAAUCCUGCGUUCGAGAACACUCGCCGGAAGGUCAAUGAAAGAAGAAUGCUAACACUGCGUGAAAUCGGCGAGAGAACGGCACUUGCUCGCAACGUUGGAGGGUUCUGGAGGCAGGUUCACAAAAGCAUGGAAUACAACGAGUGGGAUAUACCGUUUGCUCUCAUCUACUCCGUCACCGAAGACUCGGAAAGCGAGGUGUCUUCGAUGCAUUCCGGCAGCGUGUUCAACCCUCCUCAAAUAUCUCUCGAGGGGUCGAUAGGAAUUCCCGCUGAUCACCCAGCUGCGACACCAUCGAUCGAUUUGAGGACUAGCGAGGAAGGUUUUGCGCCGUACAUGAGAAGGUCAAUGGCACAGCCGACGGUCCCUGUUGUUCUCUCCAAGGACGAUGGGACUUUGCCCCACAGCCUUAUUGAAGGAAUUCAGUGGCGUGGAUUCGGCGAUCCCUCAAGAAACAUCGUGGUAUUCCCAGUGCAUCCUACCACCGGUGAGAGCGUCGUCGGUUUCGUCGUUGUUGGUGUCAAUCCGCGGAGGCCAUAUAAUGACGACUAUAGAUUGUUCAUUAAUCUGAUGAGCCGACAACUAGCGACCUCGAUGGCAUCUGUCGUUUUGUUCGAAGAGGAAAUUAAGCGCGGCCAGCAGGCCGCACGACUUGCUGCGUUGGAUCGCCAGCAACUCUCACUUCAGUUGCGUCUACGAACCCAAGAAGCCGUCGAGAGCGAGUACAAGUUCACUAGAAUGGCGGAGUUUGCCCCUGUUGGUAUUUUCAUUGCGAAUGCGGAAGGACAGAUCAACUUCUGCAACGACUCAUGGUGGGAAAUUUCAAGACAUCCCCGGACAGUCAACUCGAUCAAUACGUGGAUGGAGAGCGUAUUGCCUGAAGAUAGACCAGCGGUCGAGGCCGCGUGGCGCAAGCUGAUCAACGAAAAAGUAUCCAUUGUGCAGGAGCUCCGCUUCAAGGCAAGUCGGGAAGUCAACGGUCACCCCAUCGAAACCUGGGCCUUGAUGAGCGCGUAUCCGGAGAAGAACAACGAGGGAGCGGUCAAGGCCAUUUUUGGCGUCAUCACGGAUAUCUCUCAACAGAAAUGGGCAGAAGCUUUCCAGAACCAGCGCCGGGAAGAGGCAGUAGAGCUCAAGCGGCAGCAGGAAAACUUCAUCGAUAUGACGAGCCACGAGAUGCGCAACCCAUUGAGCGCAUUGUGUCAGUGCGCAGACGAGAUUAUCGGCAGUAUCGCGGCCUACCGCAAGAGCGAACCCGAGAUCGCCGAACGCUUGGGCAAGAUGCUUGACACGUGUCUCGAAGCUGCCAACACGAUAUCGCUAUGCUCAAACCACCAGAAAAGAAUUGUAGACGAUGUCCUGACUCUGUCCAGGCUCGACUCCAGGAUGGUAGAAGUGACGCCGACCGUUGUCAGUCCAGUGGAAGUCAUACAAACGAGUCUCAAGAUGUUCGACACCGAGUUGGCGUCGAACAAUAUCAAGGCCGAAUUCCGAAUCGAUCAGUCGUACCGAGACAUGGGUAUUGAGCUUGCAAGACUUGAUCCAGCUCGUCUACAACAGAUCAUCAUCAAUCUUCUCACGAAUGCAAUCAAGUUCAUCCAAAAGCAGGAGGAACGAUCCAUUGUCAUCACCCUGGCGGCAUCCAAGGAGGCAUGCCAAACCCAGAUUUGUGGGAUCGAGUUCUUCCAUGAGGGAACGGAAUCCAACCGAGACAUCACCGACAAUCCCGAUUGGGGCCAUGGCGAGAAAUUCAACUUGCAGAUUUGUGUCGCGGAUACUGGGCCUGGACUGACCGAUGAAGAGCGCUCGAUGCUGUUCCAACGAUUCCGGCAGACCUCGCCCCGAACACACGUUGAAUACGGGGGAUCUGGGCUCGGCCUCUUCAUAUCGCGGAUGCUCACAGAGCUACAAGGCGGCCAGAUUGGCGUUGUCAGCGAGAAAGGUGUCGGUAGUACUUUUGCCUUUUACAUCAAGAGCCGCAAAGCUGUCGAACCCCAGCUGCCCAGCCCGUCUGCCCACAGGGACGCAGCCGAUUUGAUAGCGAUACAGCCUAGCAUCGAUCCAAGGACAAUAGAUGUUCUGGUAGUUGAAGACAACCAGGUCAACCAGAAGGUCCUAGGUCGCCUAUUAAAGAAUCUCGGCUUUAAGGCUCAUCUGGCGAAUCACGGAGGCGAAGCGAUUCAGAAGCUCCAGCGCUCGAAGCACUGGGACCACGAAGCAGGAAUGGCCGAAGGCUACGGGCCGGUGGAUCUCGACGCGGGUGAAGAUACCAUAAAUGUUUCGAUCAUACUCAUGGACCUGGAGAUGCCCGUCAUGGACGGGACAACGUGUGCGCGGACUAUACGCGAGCUGGAGAGGCAGGGUGUGCUCAUGACACGCAUCCCGAUCAUAGCAGUCACGGCGUACGUGAGGCCUGAGCAGAUUGGGGACGCAAAGGCCUCUGGGAUGGACGACGUUGUGUCGAAACCAUUUCGCGCCCACGAACUGGCACCCAAGAUCAUGGAGCUCCUCAUGAACCCACCGACUGGACACACUCCGUACUCGCCUUUGUCUUUGGCGUCUCCGGGUACUGAAUUUGGAUGA